Messenger RNA from Penicillium cosmopolitanum, 831 nucleotides. RefSeq lists its product as uncharacterized. The transcript is spliced from 3 exons. The record is from RefSeq and is a predicted model, not a curated record. The coding region runs from base 1 to 831 and encodes 276 amino acids. NCBI's taxonomy places the organism in Eukaryota, Fungi, Ascomycota, Eurotiomycetes, Eurotiales, Aspergillaceae.
AUGGCCCUGAUUUCACCAGGGGUCCCGAGAAAGCACACCAUCAACCCACCAAAGCGCACACUCGACCCCGAAUGGGGUAGGGUUAGGGUGACCUCCACCUCCAAAUUCCUUUUGGAGAAGGACCUGGCGUUGAUUUCGUUGGCGAAUCUCAGAUAUGGAAUCGGGCGCACUAAGAGCAAGGCAUGGCACUCUAUCAAGUUUGUGGGAGCCCUUGGUAUUUGGCCGGGUUUCAAGACUGAAGUUAAGACAUUCAUCAACAAAAAGACUUCAAAGCGGAAGAAGGAUGCGAUCACUAUAAAGCUGCACGGUCCCGAUCCAAACCUUCAUGAGACUGAGCAAAUCCUGGUUGCCGACGAGCACGGUGAAAUCUUGUUUGAGAGCGAUAAUGACGAACGCCACCUCCGCCGUGAGGGUUAUCACACGGCAUUGGCUGGAAAAUUUACUUUCGCAAAUCUGAUCAACGGCACCGUUACGAGCAGUCUCACGAGCGAUAUUUAUCCUGGUUAUUACGAUUGGCCGGUCAUUGGCAAUUGGGACGAACCAGAGAUUCGCCUCGACUACAAUUUCGAUGGCGAAAAUAAGAAGGGCAACAAAAAGGGCAACAAAAAAGACAAGGCCAAAUUGUUUAAUUUGACAUGGAAGUUGCUGGUCAUAGAUGACCUCGAGUUCGGAAGCUGGUUCGACCUUCUCUGGGCUUUCGUCGGAAACCCUGUGUUGAUACAACAACAACAACAACAACGCGCUGCUCGUGAUCUCGCCCCACUUGAGGAAGGCUCCCACCAGAAAGCGCGUCGGAAAUUAAAUCGAAUCAUGAAAGCUGAUCAGCAGUAA